Cylicocyclus nassatus is the source of this 1019-nucleotide messenger RNA. The record is from the annotation of a GenBank genome assembly. NCBI's taxonomy places the organism in Eukaryota, Metazoa, Nematoda, Chromadorea, Rhabditida, Strongylidae.
CGAAUCUCUAUCAUAAUGCCUACUAAUAUACAUAUCUCAAAAAUGUUAGCACUAUGAUGAAGACAAUCACGUCAUGCUUGUGGAUUAAUACAACAUGUUCUUUAAUAUUUCGUACAUAUAAAAGAGAAGUGCAGUGGCUCCAGUUAUCAGAGCGUUUCAUAAUGCUUUUACUGCAAUAUUUCAAAUUUCAUAUCAUCUCCGCCUUGCUUGCAUUGGAAGUAUCGGGGAAAGCAAAAUUUCCUGAAGACGAUUUGCCCGGAAUAUUCUUCGUCAAUAAUCCAAAACUGAACAAACUAACAGGAUCGGAAAGAGAAGAGCUUCCAGGACAAGCUGGUGAUUUAGGAGGAAGUGGAGCAAUAAAUCUUGGUGAUACAGAAGAUUACGGUGGUGACAUACCAAAUUGUGGGACGAGUAUGACAGCCAAACAAAGAGAAACUCUAUUAGAAAUACAUAAUAAAUAUCGCUCCGAGGUGGCUAAAGGAGAAUAUACAAUCAAAACUCCAAAAGGAAAAUUCAGAAGUUUACCUCCAGCUACCAGAAUGUAUAAAUUGAAAUACAACUGUUCGCUGGAAAAUUCGGCUGUGAAGUGGGCAAUAGAAACGAAGUGCAAAAUGAUCCACACGAAGGGUGCUUCCUAUGGCGAAAAUCUGUUUUUAGCUUGGGGAGAUACUCGUCCUAAUCGUAGUGAUUAUGCUGCUGCUAGUGCUCCUUCUUCUUGGUCUGAAGAAAUCAGGAAAUUUGGCAUCUCAACGCUUGAUGAAUGGAGACGUGAAAUCGGUCAUGCAACACAAGUCUUCACAGCAAGAACGAAGUGGAUUGGCUGCGGAAUACAUACUUGCGGAGACACCUUAUCACUAGUAUGUCAUUAUUACCCAGGUGGGAACAUAGUCGGUGUUGACAUGUACACGCCAGGAAAAACAUUAUCGGAAUGUGGAAAAAAUGCAAGCAACGAAAAUCUUGAUGAAAACACUGGACUUUGCAUAUGAUCGUGAAAUUAGGGUACUUAUUUUCAUCUGUGC